GGCCGACAGCACAGCGAUAGCCAGCAUUGUGAGGCAGCUAGCAGAGGAGCGCAGCAAUGCGAGCGGGCCGCCUCCAAGGGUGGUCCUGGAGAUGCCACAGCCCAAUCGUCUGAAUGGCAAGUGGAGCUGGUACGCCUGCGGCCACUCCUAUGGAGUUUGGCACGGCGCACUCGCAUCGCAAGGGUUCAAGGUCGAGACAGUAACGAGUCGGGCAUGGAAGAUAGACUUGCAGCUGAACGGCAAGGGGAAGGAGGGCAGCCGGCUGCUGGCCAUUCGCCUGUUUCCCAGCGCAGCAGAACUCUUAAAGCGGAAGAAGGACCACGGGCGCGCAGAGGCAAUGCUGAUUGCAGCGUGGGCGCUGGGGCUGCGCAUUCAGGCAGACAGCGGCGAUGUCAUUGUUGCACCUCCGGUUGAACCACAGGAAGCCAGCCUGGACGACCUGCUGUCCGAGGAGGAUGUCGGCGAGAGUGAAGGCAUUGAAAGCUGAUGUUUUGCUUAGAUCCACUAUUGGAUUGCUUGAGGACACACAUGUGGAAUCAUAAUUGAACUUCAGAUGGGAACAGAGAGUGGAGUGAUAAAUCUUGUUUUGUGUAAUUAAUUAUUAACACC
Coccomyxa subellipsoidea C-169 is the source of this 609-nucleotide messenger RNA. RefSeq lists its product as hypothetical. The transcript is spliced from 3 exons. The record is from RefSeq and is a predicted model, not a curated record. Gene Ontology annotation, molecular function: crossover junction DNA endonuclease activity. Lineage: Eukaryota; Viridiplantae; Chlorophyta; Trebouxiophyceae; Coccomyxaceae. The coding region runs from base 92 to 487 and encodes 131 amino acids.